Molecule: messenger RNA, 2765 nt
Organism: Cryptomeria japonica (Japanese cedar)
Lineage: Eukaryota; Viridiplantae; Streptophyta; Pinopsida; Cupressales; Cupressaceae
Product: protein trichome birefringence-like 11
Exons: 4
Coding region: 192-1979 (595 amino acids)
Cellular component (GO): Golgi apparatus
Molecular function (GO): O-acetyltransferase activity
Source: RefSeq, a predicted model, not a curated record
GAAGCAUUUUGGUUCAUGUAAAGGUAACAAAGUAGUAACAAGGAAAUUCUGGAAGCAUAAAUCUAAUUAUCGUUAAAAUUGUAGUCUAAAAUCCUGUCGAAGAAUUGAAUCCACUGACCACAAGGCUAUUUCCCUCGGCAACCGGGCAAAAAGGGAGUGUGGGUUCAAGUUGCAGGGCUCCAAUUCCCAAAAUGAAGGAUUUAUUCGGUACAAAGAUGGAUACAAACGGAGGAUAUGGACACCCAUUAAGGCUUCCUGCGGGGUGUACAGUGAGUAUCCAUCAAUAUAUAUGGUAUGCCACCAUAUUCGGGCUCUCUGCUGUUUUAGUAGUUCUAUCUUGCAUUGUGUAUUUUGACAGUGGGUUUGGAUUCUUGGGACCUUUGAAGUUUGGAGCUGUGGGAAGUUAUAAUAGUAGUGAGGGAAUUGUGGUUGCUGAAACAGGGCAGAUAAAGGAGCUUGGUGGUGUGGGAGAUUAUAAUAGUAGUGAAAGAAAUAAGAUUGGUGAAACAAGGCAGCAGCAGAAUCUUGGAGGUGUAGGAGAUAAUAGUAAUGGUGAAGGAAUAAUGGUUAAUGAAACAGGGCAGCAGCAGAAGCUUGGAGGUGUGGGAGAUAAUGGUAAUGCUGAAGGAAUUAUGGUUAAUGAAACAGGGCAGCAGCAGAAGCUUGGAGUUGUGGGAGGUAAUGGUAAUGGUGAAGGAAUUAUGGUUAAUGAAACAGGGCAGCAGCAGAAGCUUGGAGGUGUAGGAGAUAAUGGUAAUGGUGAAGGAAUUAUGGUUAAUGAAACAGGGCAGCAGAAUAGUGGUGAAGGAAUUAUGGGUGAUGAAACAGGGCAGCAGAAGCAGCCUGGAGAUGUGAGAGUUAAUAAUAGUGGUGAAGGAUUCGUGGGCUUAAAAGGGGAAAAAAAGCAGUUAAGUGAGUGUGAUUUGUCUGUGGGUAUGUGGGUGAGGGAUGAAGCAUAUCCAAUCUAUCAGUCACAGAAUUGUCCUUUUAUGGAUUCAGGCUUUCGCUGUCAGGAAAAUGGCAGGCCUGAUACAGAUUACUUGAAAUGGCGAUGGCAGCCCUCUGAUUGUGAUCUUCCACGGUUUGAUCCAAGGAAGUUUCUCCAAAGCAUCCAAAACAGGCGAAUUGUGUUUGUGGGUGAUUCCAUUGGAAGGAACCAGUGGGAAUCUAUGGUUUGCAUGCUGGCUGAAGCAGUUUCUGAUAAGACUCGGAUAUAUGAAGUGAAUGGGAAUCCCAUCACAAAACACAUGGGUUAUUUGUCUUUCCGAUUUGAAGAUUAUAACUGCACUGUAGAGUAUUACAGAGCACCAUUUUUGGUUUAUCAGGGCCGCCCUCCAGCAGGAUCUCCUCCUGAAGUUCGAAUGACUCUGAAGGUUGAUACACUGGACUAUACUUCAAAGCUUUGGGUUAAUGGAGACAUUCUUGUCUUUAACACAGGACAUUGGUGGAACUAUGAGAAGACAGUAAGAUGGGGGUGUUAUUUCCAGGAGGGACACACUGUGAACAUUAAGCUGGAUAUUGAAACUGCAUUCCAGAAAUCAAUGAACACUUGGGUCAAAUGGGUUCGUCAACAUGUUGAUUCUGAAAAAUCUCAUGUUUUCUUGCGUACCUAUUCCCCUGUUCAUUUUAGGGCUGGGACAUGGAAGACUGGAGGACAGUGUCAUGAAGAAACUUGGCCAGACCUAAAAUCUUCUUCUUUGAGUUCAUGGAAAACCCAAAUCAUGUCAGAAGCAAUCCAACAUCUUCAGGAGAGGAAGAAUGUACAGUCUUUGAAUAUAACUUACUCAGCAAAGAUGAGGAAAGAUGGUCAUCCCUCAAUAUAUUAUGUAGGGAAAGAAAAUGGGCCAGCCUCAAUAAAAAAGCAAGAUUGCAGCCAUUGGUGUUUACCGGGUGUGCCAGACCAAUGGAAUCAUCUUCUUUACAGCCACUUAAUUGCUAGAGGGUAUGGAGAUUUGGGUACUAGAGUCAGCAGAAAGUAACAUUACAUUUGUCAAUAGCUUGUAUAUAUGAUAUUUCAUUCAUCUAUGCAAAGGGGGUUGAGGUGGGCAUUCUAUAAGAACAACUAAAUAAUCCUUAAAGCGGUGGAAUGGGAGAACAUCAAUCAAAAAUUUUACACUCUGGAUCCAAGGAAGGUGGCUGCUAAUAACAGUUAAGAUUCAGUCAGGGUAUUUUGAGAAGCAUGACAGUCUGUCUGCGCUUUAUUAUUAUCUAUAAGGCUGAGCUCAAUCAUUGCACAGGUUUGCAGUUAAAUAUCAACAAUUUAUUAGGUUCUUAUAUGUAUAUAUGCUGUUUCUGAAUUUGAUUGUGUGAGUAUUUUUUGCAUCAACAUUUUUCAUCACACUCGGUGAUUCAUCAUCAAAAUCAGAAUGAUAAGAAGCAUAAGAUUCUUACUUUUUUAAAAUAGACUUGUUCAAUUUUUUAAAAAUGUGUUGGAAGAAUAAAGUCCAAAUACCAAUUCAUUACAUAUAAUGUGGUGUGUUGUUGCUUGCAUGAUAUUCAAGGUCAGGAAGGAGUUUGACCCAGGCUGCCACUGAAAGUCAAUAUGCAUGUGGACAACAAGUGUACAAUAAUUUUAUCAAGAGUUUAGUACAUCAAUAAACUCUCAGUGAUCAAGAGGUAUUAUUUGUACCAAAAGUUUUUAAUUGUGUAUUAAUAAACUGAGAAAAUAAAAUGUUCAAGAUGCAUUAGUUGUAUCAAAAGUUUUGUAAAUGUAUUGACAUUCUCUUUCCAUCUCCAUCAUUAAUAUUAAUUGUGGUUUUAUGUUA